Molecule: messenger RNA, 6178 nt
Organism: Entelurus aequoreus (snake pipefish)
Lineage: Eukaryota; Metazoa; Chordata; Actinopteri; Syngnathiformes; Syngnathidae
Gene: dnajc14
Product: DnaJ (Hsp40) homolog, subfamily C, member 14
Exons: 8
Coding region: 279-2288 (669 amino acids)
Molecular function (GO): dopamine receptor binding
Source: RefSeq, a predicted model, not a curated record
CAGGAGAAGAAGAGAGGACCAUAAAAACAACACGGACACCUGGCAGUUCCCAAACAAGGUUACACAAUUACCUGAGAGAUCUCAUCCUUCUGCAUGAUGAGACGUGUUUAAAAAGCCUGACUCAGCUGCUGAUAUGGUGGACCUUAGACAAACUCUCAGAAGCCCCCAGUCUCACAUUCGAGUGGGAGUGUGGGGACAAUAUUGCAACAGAUCAUGGCUUUAGGAGAUCAUCUCCCACGGAAAUCUAUUUGGACUGCUCCGAAAUAAGAGAUCGGAAGAUGGAGAGAGUGGUAGCUGAGAGGGAGAUGGACGCCCUUCCAGAUUCGGACGAGGAGCUGUCUGAUGGUGAGUUGAUGAACAGGUCUGGUUGCUGGGAGGCGAGAGAGACGGAAGAUGGCAGCGAGUGCAAAACCAACGCUCAGGACAUCCCGGCCACGCCGCACGACUCUGGAAUCGGUAACGUGGAGUGCUGUGGCUCCACGGAGGGCAGAAAUGACACCGGGGACCUUUCAGAUGGAACGGAACACCAAGGCGCUGAUAGCCAGGAGAACUCCCAGGUCAUAAACCAAGAGGAGGACGAAUCCGCGAAGGAGCAGCAAAUGAACGGCGAGUCAGGCUGGAGAAACUUGGGAGCGGGGAGGAAAUGCAAACCCAGGAGCGGCGGAUCGAUUUCAGAGCAGAGCAACCAAAGUGCUUUUACGGCCACCUCCUUCCAAAAAGGCAACUUUGUGCCGAGCGGUGGCAGGCACAAGCAGACCCGCAGGCGCAACCACCACCAUCAGCUGAACCGAGGACGCAGACGCACGGGCAGACAGCUGGUCUUCGCCUUAAAGGAGGUGCUGUCGGAGUCGGUCAGCGUGUGGUGCAUCUCCUGUGUCCACAUGAUGAUCGAGAUUAUCGUCACGUUGACUCAUCAUUGUGGCGUGGGCGUGGAGGCCGGUGGCUUGGCGCUCUACAGCUUGGGACAGCGGCUCUUUGUGAAGAUCACGGACAUCCCGGGAAUGAAGGACGAUGCCGGUCGAACUUUGAAAUGGACAAAAUGCACGGUCGCGCAGGUGGUGGACAGAGCCGUUCGGUUACUGAAGUGGACUAAACAAGCCGCCUCGUCUACACUCAGACUUUUCUGUGCUUUGGUCAUGCUCGGGUCCCAGCGGGCCAAAAGGGUCUUGGUCCGGGUCGGGGGAGAGAGAGGGAAACGGUAUUGGACAGCUUUUCAGGAUUCACGCCUGUGGAAGAGGGUGCUGCUCUUGGUGGAGAGAGUAGGAAACCUCUUCAAGAGACGUGGUCACGCGCAGGCAUCCGACUUUGAGUCACCGGGGAAAGCAGGGAGAGGCCCGCCGGGACAGGAGCUGGAGAGACUGCUCGCCCUGGCCGAGGUCCCGGAGGAAGAGCUCGAUCCCUUCACAGUUUUGGGCGUGGAGGUCCACGCCAGCGAGGCCGAGCUGAAGAAGGCUUACAGACAGCUGGCUGUCCAGGUCCAUCCAGACAAGAACAAACACCCACGAGCCGGAGAGGCGUUCAAAGUACUGCGGGCUGCCUGGGAUAUUGUCAGUAACCCAGAAACACGAAGAGAGUAUGAGUUGAAGCGCAUGGCAGCGACUGAGCUCUCCAAGUCCAUGAACGAGUUCCUCACCAAACUGCAGGACGACCUGAAGGACGCCAUGAACACCAUGAUGUGUACCAAGUGUGAAGGGAAGCACAAGCGCUUUGAGAUGGACCGCGAACCCGCCGAGGCCCGCUUCUGUGCCGAAUGUAGUCGCCGCCAUAGUGCUGAGGAGGGGGACCUGUGGGCGGAGUCUAGCAUGUUGGGACUACGUAUCACGUACUUUGCCUGCAUCGACGGCAAAGUCUUUGACAUUACAGAGUGGGCGGGUUGCCAAAGGAUCGUCAUCUCUCCAGACACACACCGCGUGCCCUACCACAUCUCCUUCGGGGCCAAGAACAACAGCAGUGCCACCAGACACAGGACCCACGCCGAGCACGGCCCCGGCCCCGGCCCCGGCCCUGUCCCCGGUCCAGCCAACCCGGCAGAUCUGCAGGACUUCUUCAAGCGCAUCUUCAAGGGAGGACCCCCCAGUGACAUGCCUGCCAAUGGGGCCUUCUUCCCCUCAGGUCCACCCCACCACGCCCCACCCGGCGCCGGGCCGCCCCCGUUCUCCCCUCCCCCGGGCCCGACCACUUUCUUCAUGCCGGGGGCCCACCAUCGGCCCGAGUCCGGCGAGCCCUGGUCCGAGGGCGGCAAACCCCCCAGGAGGAAGAAGAAGGUGCGCAAACCCUUCCAGAGGUGAAGUCUGCUGACACCUUGAAGAAAGAUCUGUUUGGCUCUGGUCUGGCCUGUUGGCACGCUCACGUGCCACAUGGAGGUGCUUGCUCCAAGACCUGAAGAUGUGCCGUGGACUCAGCAGAACUCAAAAGACCGGAAGAUGUGCUGUGGACUCCAUCUUCAUUUUCCACUUCUUCACCGCCUGUAUGUAGCCUUGCCCUUCUUCUGCAUCCUUCUCUUCACCUAACCCGCCAUGACCCAGGAGGCCAUAAAGACCUGGGACUCGGACUACUGCGCACAUUUCCGUACAAAAUGUCCCUUAUGAUCGUGCUUGUUCUGUCCAAAGUGGCCAUUUUAGAGAUUGUUUGAGGACAUCAUCCAGGAUCAACACACCAGGGGUGUCCAAAUGUUUUCAUUUUCAACCAAGAGGACCCCACUCAAAUUUGGUCCCAAGGACCCAGAAGGGUCUGUUAUAAAAAUGUUAAAAAAUAAGCCUUUUUUUCUUUCUUUUUUUUUUCACGUUUAAAUCUCCAGAUCAACUUCAGAUCUGUCGAUAUAACCUUUUAUUUUUUUAUGUUUUGUGCCCUUUUUGUUCAAGAAACCGUGUUUUUUAUGGCAAAAAUCACAAACUAUGCAAUACCCCCCCCAAAAAAAACAUUAAAAGUGGAAUAUUUGAUGUGAAGUAAUUAGAGCCUCAAUAGGUCAAUCAUUCAUAACAUUGAUUUCAUUCAUUAUUUUUGAACAAUGACAUUAAAACAAAUCCCAAUAAAAUUCUCAGGGAUCCAAAAAGGUCCCAUUCAUAAAGUGUUGAAAAUAAGUUGUAGAUUUCUUUUUUUUUUUUUUUUACUUUCAGCGCUUAAUCGAUCUACUUUAGAUCUUUUUAUUUUGUUUUAUGCCCUUUUUGUCAUGAAAAACUUAGUCAUUGAUUACCAUUUAUUUUGAUUAAUUAUUAUUUUUGAGCAAUGACAUUAAAAAAGGGAUCCAAAAAAGUCCCAUUCAUAAAAGUGUUAAAAAUAAGUUGUAGAUUUUUUAUUUUUUCAACGCUUAAGUCCAUCGAUCUAAUUCAGAUCUAUUUGGGUUUUUUAAAUUAUUAUUUUGUAAUUCAUUUUGUUUGUUUUAUGCCUUUUUUGUCAUGGAAAACCUAGUUAUUGAUUUUCAUUAUUAUUUUUGAGCAAUGACAUGAAAACAAAAAUCCCAAUAAAAUUCCCAGGGAUCUAAAAAGGUCCCAUUCAUAAAAGUGUUAUAAAUAAGUUGUAGAUUAUUAUUUUUUUACUUUUAGCGCUUAAGUGUCUAAGUUUUUUUAAUUAAUAUUUUAAAAUACAUUUUUUGUUGUAUGCCCUUUUUGUCAUAGAAAACGUACUUAUUGAUUUUGAUUCAUUAUUUUUGAGCAAUGACAUAAAAACAAAUCCCAAUAAAAUUCUUGGUGAUCCAAGAAGGUCCUGCUCAUAAAGUGUUGAAAAUAAGUUGUAGAUUAUUUUUUACUUUCAACAUUUAAUUGUCUCUUUAGAUCUACUUCAGAUCUUUUUUUUUGUUUUGUUUUAUGCCGUUUUUUUCUGAAAAACUUACUUAACAUUGAUUCGGGUUAGGGUUAGAUUCAUUAUUAUUUUUGAGCAAUGCGACCCCAAAAGGGACAAGCGGUAGAAAAUGGAUGGAUGGACAUAAAAAAAAGCGCGUAAGUCUCUAAAUUUUUUAAAUUAAUAUUUAGAAAUAAAUUGUUUGUUUUAUGCCCUUUUUGUCAUAGAAAACGUACUUAUUGAUUUUGAUUCAUUAUUUUUGAGCAAUGACAUAAAAAAAACGUCCCAAUAAAGUUCUCAGGGAUCCAAAAAGGUCCCGCUCAUAUAGUGUUAAAAAUAAUAAUAAUAAUUAUAAUUAUAAAUAUUUUUUUGUUUUUUUUGUUUUAUGCACUUUUUGUCCUAGAAAACUUACUUAACAUUGAUUCGGGUUAGGGUUAGAUUCAUUAUUUUUGAGCAAUGCGACCCCCAAAAAAAAAAAAAAAAAAAAAGAGGGUAGCACAGGGGUUAGUGCAUGUGCCUCACAAUACGAAGGUCCUGAGUAGUCUUGGGUUCAAUCCCGGGCUUGGGAUCUUUCUGUGUGGAGUUUGCAUGUUCUCCCCGUGACUGCGUGGGUUCCCUCCGGGUACUCCGGCUUCCUCCCACCUCCAAAGACAUGCACCUGGGGAUAGGUUGAUUGGCAACACUAAAUUGGCCCUAGUGUGUGAGUGUGAAUGUUGUCUGUCUAUCUGUGUUGGCCCUGCCUGUGAUGAGGUGGCGACUUGUCCAGGGUGUACCCCGCCUUCAGCCCGAAUGCAGCUGAGAUAGGCUCCAGCACCCCCCGCGACCCCAAAAGGGACAAGUGGUAGAAAAUGGAUGGAUGGAUGGACCCCGAAAGGGACAAGCGGUAGAAAAUGGAUGGAUGGACAUUAAAAAAAAAGUCCCAAUAAAGUUCUCAGGGAUCCAAAAAUGUCCCGCUCAUAUAGUGUUAGAAAUAAGUUGAUUUUGAUUCAUUAUUAUUUUUGAACAAAGACUCCAGCACCCACCGUGACCCCGAAAGGGACAAGCGGUAGGAAAUGGAUGGAUGGAUGGACAUUUAAAAAAAUCCCAAUAAUAUUCUCGGAUCCAAAAAGGUCCCAUUUGUAAAAGUGUUAAGAAUAAAUUGGAAAUUAUUUUUUACUUUCAACAUUUAAUUGUCUCCAUAGAACUAAUUUUUCUGUUUUAUGUCCUUUUUGUCAUAGAAAACGUAAUUAACAUUGAUUUUGUCAAUAUUUUUGAACAAUGACAAUUUAAUAACAAAAAAGCUGCCAUGCAUGUUUGUUUUUUUCUUUAAGAGUCAACAUUGUACACCCGUUUGAUCUUUUAUUUCACUUUUUUAAAGUUAUUUUUCUGUAAAAGCAUUUUUAAAAUGAGCAGCUUGUGGUUAAAAAAGAAGACUGGACACCCCUGGUCGAGGUCCUUCAGGAAGUGCUCUGCAGGCCUCGUUAGUGUCGGCCUACACUGCCCUCUGCUGGUCAUUCUUGGAAGUACACAAGAAAGGAGCCCUAUUGAUUAACGGCGCUUUGAACUCUUGUUUCGUCUUGGGACGUUUUACUUUUUAUAAUCCAUAUUUGAUUUCACACUUUUUUUGUAUGAAUCAUUUAAUUUGUGACCACCUGAGCUUAAAUAAAAAAAAGUAGCAAAGGGCGGUCACUUUUACAACGUUUAAAAAAAAGAAAACAUGAAGUCAUCUUCCUGCUGCUUCAUCAAUGGUCACAAACAACUUCAGGAAAAGCAAAGUGUUUACAUCUCCCGGGUUAACAUCGCCCGUCUUUAGGACGUUUGAUUUUCUUCCCAAUUUGAGUGAAUUGAUUUGUUUUUGUGUGGAGUUUGCACCCGGAACUGACCCCUGACCCCUGACCUCAGACAGCCCAUCCAGUGAAAUGUUGUGACGCCUCCACGGAGUCCAGUCAUUUUCUUUCUUUGGCGAGCGGAAGCAAAGAUGUUUCCAUGCUUUUCUUUGUGUCAAAUGGUGAAUGAUUGGAGUCAGAGCAGCUGAGCCGGAACCACAAAAGCUCAGUAGCUUGAAACCAGACUAAUGUUCAUACGUGACACUUUUAAUGAACAAACAUUUUGAAGUUGAUGCUCUCAUUUCUUUGCUCUUCUCCGGUCAUCUUUUUUCAGGGUUACGUCAUUCUUUUCACGUUUGGAAAGUGAAACUCAAGACUUGUGCACGCCUUCCGAGUGUUCCGGUUCAAAGACUUGGAGAAGUAGACUACCGGAUGGCACAGUUCAAGUACUUUUGCUAUGUUUAUUUCUUCAACAAUAUGCAGAAAUAUUGUAAUGAAAAGAUUUAUCUGACAAUCACCGCCCGGGGGGGUUUGUUCCCUGGCAGGCCGUUUUAAAAGAGCACCGUUAGUUUCCUGCUUUCUCUGGUUUUCAAAGU